Molecule: messenger RNA, 1073 nt
Organism: Prorocentrum cordatum
Lineage: Eukaryota; Dinophyceae; Prorocentrales; Prorocentraceae
Source: the annotation of a GenBank genome assembly
CUGGAGAGCCACCGAGAACAUACGAGAACGUAAGGAGACCUCGAACCUCGAACCCCCUAUCGUUGCUUCCUUAACGUUGCCUCGGCCCGAGCAGCCUUAGCUGAAGCCACUCUGACCGAGGCCACCCACAUCGGGGCAAGACCGAGUCGUUUCGGCCCGCCAGCCUGCGCAGUCAUGCCGACGGGGACCAUCAAGAAGUUCUUCGAGGACAAGGGCUUCGGCUUCAUAACGCCUGAUGGUGGUGGCGAGGACGUGUUCGUGCACCGCAAGGUGAACGGUCAAGAUCGCACCGCGUAUCUCGAGGAGGGCGACGCCGUCACGUACGAGGUGGAGUGGGACGACCGCAAGGGCAAGUAUUCGGCAGCAUCCUGCUCCGGUCCCUGGAAGACAGGCGGUGGCGAUGGCGGCGGCGGAGGUGGCGGGUGGGGUGGUGGCGGCGGCAAGGGUGGCGGCAAGGGUGGCGGUGGCGGCUGGGGCGGCGGCGGCGGUGGGUGGUAGACGCAGCGCAGCCGGGUGGCCCUUCCUUUCCCCGACUCUGCUCGCUCGCGAGGGGGCGCUGGCUGCUCCCGAAUUGUCUCACGUCUUGUUGCUUUCUUGUCCUGUGGGUGGGCGCGCCGAGCGCGUUCGGCGUGGCCAGUUUUGAGCGUCGGCACCGAUCGGCACCGCGCUAGGAGAUGGCAGUUGCCACUUGCGAGUCCUGAGGUUUGCCCCGCUGGCGGCAGGCGACCAGCAUUCACGCUGUCGACUUUGGUGCCCAGCGUGCUGCCUCCCCAACGUUGCCUCCGCCUCCAUCCCUGCGUGCGCCGCCGCUCUGUCUCCGCGCCUAGCGCGCGAUGUUGCUGGCCCCCCGCCGGCGUCCCCACGCCCCCGGCGUGGGCUCGAGGGAUCACGGCCUCCUGGCGCGCUCUCGAGGCCUGGGGCAGCAAAAAACACAGCAAUCGCAUACCCGUCGGUCGUUGAUAGUAAGUAUGCCUGGAUAUUCGGAUCCCAAUCUGCCUGAGGCGCCUUCCUACUUCAAUGAUCGAGUGGGUUCACCUUCUCCUUCCUCUUCAGGGGGCGGGCGGAAACCCAAU